AUGGCACCUCCUCGUAGGACUUCGCAAUCGUCCCAGGGUGACGUGCUCGAUAUCGCCAGGGCUAUCGAGGCAAUGGUAGCUGCCAUGACGCAGCAAAGUACAACGAUGAUGCAGCAGCACGAGUUCAACGAGAAGACGAGCCCUGACACAACAGAUCAGUGGUUGAAGGAUCUAGAGAGGAUCUUUGAUGCAAAAACAUGUCCAGCGGAGAACAGGUUGGCUUUCACAGUGUACAUGCUCAUUAGGGAGGUCGAACAUUGGUGGACCAGCACCAAAUCUAUCAUGGAGGAGAGGGGAGAGCCAGUCACUUGGGAGGCCUUCCAGGGAAAGUUCCUCUCAGAGUAUUUCCCUGACAGCGACAGAUACGCCAAGGAGGUGGAAUUCCUCCAGCUCACACAGGGAGGGAAGUCAUGGAGAUGUCGCAAGUUCGAGAAUGGACUCCGCGGUGACAUUCGCUUGAUGGUGGCACCCUUGUCCAUCAAGGAUUUUGCCGCUCUGGUGGAGAAGACCAGGGUAAUGGAGAAGAUGAAGAAUGAGGUAGAGGGUCAGCGGCCUCAGAAGAUUGGUGGACCAUCUGGGUCCAAGCCCAGACAAGAUGAGCGGAGGAGAACGUAUGACAGACCUCCUCAUCAGCCUCAGGGGUCUAGGGGUCUUCCUCCCCAGCAGGGUCGAGUGCAGUGCUAUAUAUGUGGGGGCCCUCAUCUGAGGAGUGCCUGCCCGCGUAUGGAGGGUUACCGUCGGUGCAACAAUUGUGGCAAGGAAGGCCACUUUGGGAAGGAUUGUCCCAACCUUGCCAGGGCAGCAACAUGCCUUCCAGUUCAGACUCCCCAUCAGCAUCAAAGGAGGGACAAAGGCAACAGGCCUCAGGCGACAGGCAGGGUGUAUGUUAAGAUAGAAGCAUAG
Messenger RNA from Vigna unguiculata (cowpea), 903 nucleotides. RefSeq lists its product as uncharacterized. Gene Ontology annotation, molecular function: zinc ion binding; nucleic acid binding. The record is from RefSeq and is a predicted model, not a curated record. Lineage: Eukaryota; Viridiplantae; Streptophyta; Magnoliopsida; Fabales; Fabaceae.